Nematostella vectensis (starlet sea anemone) is the source of this 2787-nucleotide messenger RNA. RefSeq names its product adenosine receptor A3-like. Gene Ontology annotation, biological process: G protein-coupled receptor signaling pathway. The record is from RefSeq and is a predicted model, not a curated record. The transcript has a single exon. Lineage: Eukaryota; Metazoa; Cnidaria; Anthozoa; Actiniaria; Edwardsiidae. Bases 1321 to 2658 code for a protein of 445 amino acids. Gene Ontology annotation, cellular component: membrane. Gene Ontology annotation, molecular function: G protein-coupled receptor activity.
AGCUACAUUGCCUGCAUUGUAGUGUUUUAGAGCCUACGCUCCCCUCCCCCUCCCCCCCUCUGUGGUACCUACGGCACAGCUACAUUGCCUGCAUUGUAGUGUUUUAGAGCCUAUGCUCCCCCCCUCUCCCCCCACUCUUUUUUGUAAUGUUUUAUUUUUACCUAUUUCGUUUCCUUGAUUUGUUCCGACGCUUGCAGUAAAAGCAACUGAAAAGCAGUAUUUGUAAGCUUCGGAAACAUGUUCAUCUCAUCUCAAUUAUAUCAAAUAAAAGGUAGUAUUUGUUGGUUUAGGUAAAUCUUAGUGACAGUUUUUAACGUGCGUUUACCAGAAAACUAAUCAUAAAGAAAAUGUCAAGACCACCAUUAGACACCAGCUCAUUAAGUCAGUCUGAGUUUCUAUUUUAAUUUAACAAUUUUGGUUUCAUAUUACAAAUUGAGAAAUCUCUGAUUGAAAGAGCGAAUAAUGCUUCGAGAAUCGCAGUUUGGUGGUAUAAUACUCUUUUCCCUUUCAUAGUCUUUUCGAGAGACGCCCGUCAUAACAGUUCAGUUUUAAAUCCAAUAAAAGUAGUACUUAACGUGGCUAAUGAUUUAUAUUCAUUAGAUUUCUACAUGCAAAACAAAUAAACGCUUUUGUCCAUGUCUUUUUCUUCCGGUUGUGUAAAGACAGCUGUGAUAUCUGAUGAAUAAUGAAACUAAUGAAAUUUCUUGAUUACCAAGGAUAAAGUUAUUAAAUCAUCUCAAUCGAUCACAAAUCCUUCGCAACUUGCAGUUGAAAGCAUUGUCCCGCUUUCUAGAAAUUAUUUGUAUUCGGUGAUGACGAAUUGAAAAAGUUUUAACUAGCGAUCAGAUAAAAAAAACAUCUAAUCGAUUUGAGGAUUUCCUAUUUUCGAUCCCUAGGGUUCCUUGGUCGCGUCAAAGAAAAGCAUUCGCCAGCUUGUUCGAGUACCUAUUAUUAGAAGGCAUUUAGUGUUUAAAGCUUUUAGAGGGAAGCUGUCUUGUGUUUGUAUCUUGAGUCUGCGACUGUUCUUAUACCAAGAUCGUUACUGUUCAUCUGUUGACACAGAAACCAUAGAAGAUCAAAUUUAUGGGACCAAUCCGGCAGAGCACACGUUUCCAAAAUACAAGAAAAACAAACACUCCAGUUUGGCCUUGAGCGCUCUGACAACCAGGUAAAAAGACUGUCAUCGGCCUAACAAAAUUGUUCUGUCGGAAGAAAGAGAAAAAAGGGGAUUCAAAAGAUAUAUCUCAAGAAAAGAUGGUGCGAACAAUAAUUGAGGCUUGUUUAAUGCGUUGAACAUUUGUUCUCAAGUUGGUCACCGUCAUGAACAGCACAAAGAAUUCCUUAUGGCAGUCCGUGUACGUCGCUUUCGCCAUUGAGGGUUUCCCUGUCUUAAUUUUAAACUCAAUGACUCUUCUCACUUUUGCUCUGAACCAAAAUCUUCGCAAACCUAGCACUUAUUUGCUUAUCAGUGUGUCAGCAGCUGACGCUUUGGUAGGUCUCUUUUCAAUGGCGUACGGCAUUACACUGUGGGCAGGUCAUAACAAGGGUUGGUGGAACACCGCGCUCAACUUAAUAUGGACCUCGGCCGUAAUGGCGUCUCAGCGCGGUAUACCGCUGAUCGCUCUGGAGCGAAUGCUGGCCACCGUUUUUCCUUUACGGCAUCGAAAACUUACUCGCGUCUCGUACAACGUUGCGAUCUCUGGACAGUGGAUCACAGGCUCUGUUGUAGCUCCCUUCUACUUAUCAAGAUACCGGUACUAUGUAUUCUGGGUAGACACCCCAAUCGCACUGCUAGGUUUGGCUGUAAUAUGUGCGUGCUACUCUGCGAUCUAUUGGAAGGUCCUGAAUCAGCGUAAGCACCACAAACAAGGCUCAUUUCCAUGUGCACAGAAGAGGGAACGCAAGCUAGCAAAGACUCUCUUCAUCAUCACCGUCCUCUCUCUUCUUACGUGCUUGCCUGAUCUUGUAUAUCACGUGGUACCGGGGUUUACGGACUAUAGUUCCACGCAUGGGGUAUUCUUAGUCUUACUUCUAACCAACUCGAUGAUGAACCCGAUAGUUUAUUUCUGGAGGAUGAGGUCAUUUCGAAAGGCAAUGAUGAGGAUUAUAAUGAGAUGCCGAGGGAGACACGACAGAAACACUGUUUGUGUGUCGUCAUCUGCGAAACGCGACACGCAAGAGCGUGACAGGGGAUUGCGUUACACUGAGAAUUUACAUUUGGUUGAGUUAUGUGACGUGGACAGGCGGAAGCCGGAUGGUUCAAGCUUAUGUGACAGAAAAUUACGUGACGCGGGACGAUGGUGUGACGUAGAUCCGCGUGAUGUCGAAUUGAAUGACGUAAAAAAAAUUGACAGAUUGAAUGGCGUAGGAUUAUCUGGUGUGAGGAUAUUUGGAAGAAGAUUAGAAGAAGCAGGAUUCCCGCGUGACAUCGAACCAUGUGACGAAGUAUUGUGUGACAGUAAUAAACAUGCUGGAGGAUUAGAUUAUGUAGGAUUGCAUAGUGUCAAGAUGCGUGACAACAGACUGUUAUGUGACAAAGAUGCAUCACGUGGUAUAGAUCCACGUGACAUAGUAUUGCAUCUUAGAAGCGAAUUGGAUACUGAUAAAAUCGAUAACAUCCUUGCUAGCGGAGAUGAAUUACGUGACAGGGAAGUGUAGAUUUUACUUUUUUAGUAAUAUUGUUGUUAAAUAGACUUCCAGUAAACUUUUAGGGUUUGUUUUGUUAUCAAUUUUAAUACGGAGUGUUUAAAGUGUUCUGACAGGCAAUAAAUUUGCUUUUUCUGAUAA